This is a messenger RNA of Brassica rapa (field mustard), 1342 nucleotides long. RefSeq lists its product as uncharacterized. The record is from RefSeq and is a predicted model, not a curated record. Lineage: Eukaryota; Viridiplantae; Streptophyta; Magnoliopsida; Brassicales; Brassicaceae.
AUCGUUCUUCUUCAGACAUUUCUUUUAAGAGAAUCGAAUUUUCUCUUCCAUCACUUUUUGUGUUAUUGCUUGUUCCCUAAAAUUCAGUCUUCAUAACGUCAAAGCUCAGAAUACUCUCUCUUCCUUGCUUGCCAUUGAAGAACGAAACUCAUCUCUCCUUCUUUCUCAAUUUCCUGUCUGAGGAUCAUGGUGAAUGGUAAAGGGUCAAUGAAAAAAUCGAACCUUGAUCGAUUCCUUCAUUGCACAACACCAUUAGUGCCACCCCAAUCUCUCCCCAAGGGGGAGAUAAGAAGCCUAAAUGGAUUGUGGCAUCCGUGGGAGAGAGAAAAGGUGGAGUUUUUCAGGUUGAGUGAUCUGUGGGAUUGCUACGAUGAAUGGAGCGCUUACGGAGCUAGUGUUCCUAUUCAUCUCUCCAACGGUGAAUCUCUGGUGCAAUACUACGUUCCUUAUCUCUCUGCCCUCCAGAUUUUCACCUCUCAUUCUUCUUUGAUCCGGUUAAGGGAAGAGUCUGAAGAUGGGGAAAGCGAUGGUAGGUAUCCCUUUAGUGAUUCAAGUAGCGAUGAGAGUGUCUCUGUGGAAGGACUUGAGAACAACCUUAAUGAUCGUUUGGGUUACCUUUAUCUCCAAUACUUUGAGUUAUCAUCUCCUUAUACCAGAGUUCCUCUCAUGGAUAAGAUCAAUGAGUUAGCUCAAAGAUAUCCUGGACUGAUGUCGUUGAGAAGCGUUGAUCUGUCUCCCGCGAGCUGGAUGUCUGUUGCGUGGUACCCAAUUUAUCAUAUACCAAUGGGAAGAACCAUUAAAGACUUGUCUACUUGUUUCCUCACUUACCACACCCUUUCUUCUUCUUUCCAAGAUAUGGAUCCGGAAGAGAACGGUGGUGACAAAGAGAGGAUGCGAAAGGAAGGAGAAGACAUAACUCUAUCCCCAUUUGGGAUGGCAACUCACAAGAUGCAGGGCAAUGUCUGGCUUUCUCAUGACCAAGAUGUCCAAGAGAGGUUGGUUUCGCUUUAUAGCGUUGCGGAUUCUUGGCUAAAACAGCUUAGGGUUCAACAUCAUGACUUCAACUACUUCUGCACUAUGUCUACGACUUAUCGUGGCUAACAUCCCAUUCCAUGUUCGUUUGUUUCCUUAUCAUAAAGUCUCAUCCUUGCUUUGUUUUCUCAAACGCAAGUCUUAGCAACGUUUUGGGUUAGAAUAGCGUUACUACUAACCUUUGAGAAAUAUAUAUGUCGUAUAUAGAGUUUGUUGCCUUGUUGAAACAUACUUAUUGUUUCUUGUAAGUUUUUAUAACACAGUCACUAGACAGACAAGAAUAUAACGUUUUCGUAGGUGUUAACACAUA